GACCUAGACACCUUAGGCCAGUACUACGAACCGGCUAUACGACUAUUAAGAGUAGAUGAUCGACAGAGCACCAGGUUCGCCCUAGUGCUAGACGUGUCGGGCAGCAUGGACGAUUACGGCCGACGGGGUAGAUUGCACCGGGCUGCCACCAGGUUUGUGAACGAUCUCAUUUUGGACGGCAUGGAAUUGGGCAUAGUGCAAUUUUCUACGGAUGCCGAGCAGUUGCACCCUAUGGUGACUGUGAACGAUAACUCACGUCAAGCGCUGGCAGCGGUUAUACCGACCCAAUCGGCCGGUUGGACAGCCAUAGGCAAGGGCUUGAAGCUGGCGCUGGAUAUGCUCGGGUCGGGUGCCAGCGGGGUUGGGUCGGGUCGACUCCAGGGGUCGACAAUAGUGUUGAUCACCGACGGAGAGGAGAACCAAAAUGAGCCGAAGAUCGAAGAGAUAAUGCCGGAGCUGUUGAAGGCUGGCGUUCGGGUGGACUCCAUAGCGCUGUCCAACGGGUCAGACGCCCGGUUGGAAAGGAUUUCUAUGGAAAGUGGGGGCAAAUGUUUUUAUAUGAAGGACAACGACAGCGCCACCAAUACGGCGAUGGAGACCGCGUUCAUGGGUUUUGUGUCACAGCAGAGAGAUGUAGAGAUCCAAACGGUAACCAUAAUGAAUCGGGAGGUUAUCAUAAUUGGCGACAAACCGGUCACCAAACGGGUGAUAAUCGACGAAGAGUUGGGCAAAAACACCCGAUUCUCACUGCACUCGAAGGACACGGACAACCUUACCGUCAAAUUCAAGGCACCGGACGGCCAGACCUACGACCAGACGCACGACAAAUACAAAAAACUGUCGGCAUUUAAAUACAUUGAGUUCAGUGUAGAGGACUCGCCGGUCGGCGUGUGGGAGGUCUACAUCGGUCAACACCGGCCAACGCCGGACACACCGGUAGCCUCGUUGACCGUGACGUCUGACCCGCGCCCUACCGGUGCCAACCAGACGCGCAAACACCCGGUGCGGGUCAACGCUUUUUUUGGCGACCUAGAGGUGCGAUACCCGGCAACAGCUCUGGUCUACGCCGACGUACGUAAGGGUCCCAACGCUAUCAUCGGUGCCCGAGUGAUGGCCACCGUUGAGAGGCCCGACACCGACGGUGAUAGUCAGACGCCGGACGUAACCGUCGAGCUCUGGGACGAC
Medioppia subpectinata is the source of this 1185-nucleotide messenger RNA. The record is from the annotation of a GenBank genome assembly. NCBI's taxonomy places the organism in Eukaryota, Metazoa, Arthropoda, Arachnida, Sarcoptiformes, Oppiidae.